Molecule: messenger RNA, 804 nt
Organism: Beta vulgaris subsp. vulgaris (sugar beet)
Lineage: Eukaryota; Viridiplantae; Streptophyta; Magnoliopsida; Caryophyllales; Amaranthaceae
Product: gibberellin-regulated protein 6
Exons: 3
Coding region: 112-405 (97 amino acids)
Source: RefSeq, a predicted model, not a curated record
UCCUCUUACAUAGGCAUUCCAAAAUAAGCUUCAUUUCCCAUUGUUUUUUUCUUUUGUCUUCACAAAUUUCUCCUCUUGUUUUGUUAGUGUUUGUCUCCAUUUCAAGUGAAAAUGGCCAACUCUAAGGCUAUCUCUCUCCUUCUCUUGGCUCUCAUAGCCUUUUCCAUGCUUGCCACUGAGGUUUUGGCAAAGAACUAUGGACCUGGGAGUCUGAAGGGUUCUCAAUGCCUUGGUCAAUGCACAAGGAGAUGUUCACGGACCCAAUACCACAAACCAUGCAUGUUCUUCUGCCAGAAAUGCUGCAGGAAGUGCCUUUGUGUCCCACCAGGCUUUUAUGGCAACAAGCAAGUUUGCCCAUGCUACAACAACUGGAAGACCAAGGAGGGAGGCCCCAAGUGCCCUUAAUUUCUUAUUUGACCAAGUUAAUACUCCUUCCGUCCGAAAUUAGUCAUCAAAUCUACCAUGAAAUUUUAACAAGUAGUAUGAGAAGUAAAUUCGGACGAUGAACGUAAUACUAUUAUUAUUUUUACUACCUAAUUAAUACUUCAAGCUAAAAAGUACUAAUCUCUCAUUAGUACUAAAUAUGUAUUUUUCAAAUUUAUUUUCCCCUUAAUUAUGUGGAUUUGAUAUUCAAUCGAUCCAUUGGGAGGUAUAAUGGGCUUCUGUGAAACUCCCAAUUGAGAGUGUAAUAGGCUUGGCUGAUAUUUUUGGCCAAUCUAUAUAUGUGUCAUAUCUGCUAUGUUGUCUAGCAUUAUUAUAUUGUUGAAUGUUGAUUCAAAGUUAAUGAAUAUUUUCAGCUUUUUA